Messenger RNA from Kuraishia capsulata CBS 1993, 924 nucleotides. RefSeq lists its product as uncharacterized. Bases 1 to 924 code for a protein of 307 amino acids. The transcript has a single exon. Gene Ontology annotation, molecular function: thiolester hydrolase activity; palmitoyl hydrolase activity. NCBI's taxonomy places the organism in Eukaryota, Fungi, Ascomycota, Pichiomycetes, Pichiales, Pichiaceae. Gene Ontology annotation, cellular component: lysosome. The record is from RefSeq and is a predicted model, not a curated record.
AUGCUCAUAUUACCAAAAAUCAUACAGGCGCUUGAAUGGUUACCCCAAAUACCGGGCUUCGAGCAAGGUGAAACAGAGCAUGCACUGGCCCACUCCUCCUUGCCACUGGUGUUCUGGCAUGGCAUGGGUGACUCGUACAACUCAAGUGCAAUGCGAAGGGUGGAAGAGAUAGCGAGAGAAGUGGACCCUGACGUGUUUAUUCACUCAGUGUACAUAGAGGCUGAUGAUUCGAAGGACCAGGAGGCUUCUUUGGUGGGAAAUCUUACCAGCGACAUUCUGCUGGUUUGUGACCAGCUACAUUCUUUGCCAGAAAUUGCGGAUGGAUUCAAUGCAAUUGGAUUUUCUCAGGGCGGAUUAUUUCUCAGGAGUGUAAUGGAAAUGUGUGGUCAUGAUUUGAGGAUGAAAACGCUGAUCACGUUUGGCUCGCCUCAUAACGGGGUAAAAGACCUACCGCCAUGUAAGCCUGGAGAUUUUGUUUGUAAGAGCAAAAAUCAUCUGCUAAGGAGUCAAAUAUGGCGUGAAUCUGUUCAGAACUCGAUAAUACCAGCUCAAUACUUCAGAGACCCAUAUCAGUGGGAGGAGUAUCUAGCGCAUUCUAAGUUCAUUGUGAAUGUCAACAACGAUGUUGUGGCCUCCCAGAACACGAGCUAUGCUAAGAAUCUUGAACGACUAGAGAAAUUUGUCAUGGUGAUGUUUGAAAAAGACGAUAUGGUGGAUCCGAAGGAAAGUAGCUGGUUUUUCGAUGUGGACCGAGAGACAGGGAAGUUAUUAUCGUUCGAAGCAACCGAGUCAUAUCAAGACAACAGAAUUGGUUUGCAAACGUUACAUCAACAGGGAAAAUUGGUUUUUGAAAGCAUUGAUGAUGUUCAUAUGGCUAUUGGGAAAGAUGUGUUCAAGCAGAUUUUGAUUGAGAAUUUGUUGUGA